AUAAAAAUCGUUAGCUACUUCCUGCUCACCAAGAUUCCCCUGCUCCUCUCCUCCGACAGCUUACUCUUUCUUCCGGUGAAGACUCCUUUGAUCUCUCUCCCUCCAUGGCUGGCGUCUCUUCCCCUUACCCACAUUGCUUGCUUACAAAAGGGGCAAACUCCGCCUCUUCCCUUUUCGGUCUUCUUUAAGACCCGAGCAUGUGACUUCUGACCAGUUGGUUACUUCUACCACUCUUCAUCUUUAAUUCUCUCUGUCUCUCUCUCCUUGUCGCUUUCUGGCGUCAAUGGCGGGGCCUUCGUUCUCUUCCUCCUCGUCGCGAACGAGGAGCAGCUCGCCGUUCAGUCAGCGGAGGCCCCUCACGAGCUCGUAUUCUUCGACGUCUUCGUCGGCUUCGUCAUUCAUGAACGGGCGGCUAAUCCCACGGUCAUCCCCGUCUUCCGCCUCCUCCAACUUCUAUGGUUCUGGUGGGAUACCGAGAUCCGUAACGCCAAACCGCAGUCGCUGCGAUUACUCCAGUAACCGCGCUCCGAUCGGCUUCGUAUCUGCCGAUGAACUCGUCAUGGAUGCCGGUGAUGCGACAAGCUCAGGGGAUAGCAUUACUGUCACUGUCAGGUUCCGGCCGUUGAGCGAGAGGGAGUUCCAGCGUGGAGAUGAGAUCGCGUGGUAUGCGGAUGGGGAUAAAGUGGCGCGCUGCGAGUAUAAUCCGGCCACGGCUUAUGCAUUCGAUAGAGUUUUUGGCCCUUCCACAACUUCUCAAGUGAUUUAUGAUGUCGCUGCCCGUCCUGUUGUGAAGGCAGCAAUGGAAGGCAUUAACGGGACUGUUUUUGCCUACGGUGUUACCAGCAGUGGAAAGACCCACACGAUGCAUGGUGAUCAAAAUUGUCCGGGUAUCAUACCUUUGGCCAUCAAGGACGUCUUCAGCAUUAUUCAAGAUACUCCAGGGAGAGAGUUUUUGCUUCGUGUCUCAUACCUUGAAAUUUAUAACGAGGGAACUUAUGUUGAGGGCAUAAAAGAUGAAGUCGUUUUAUCUCCAGGGCAUGCACUUUCUUUCAUUGCUGCUGGUGAAGAGCAUCGCCAUGUUGGUUCUAAUAAUUUCAACUUAUUUAGCAGCCGAAGUCAUACUAUUUUUACAUUGAUGGUUGAAAGUAGUGCUCGUGGAGAUGAAUAUGACGGAGUGAUGUAUUCUCAACUUAACCUAAUUGAUUUAGCAGGUUCUGAGAGUUCAAAAACUGAAACAACAGGACAAAGGAGAAAGGAAGGAUCUUUUAUAAACAAAAGCCUUUUAACACUUGGCACUGUAAUUGGGAAGCUGAGUGAGGGAAGGGCAACUCAUAUACCGUACCGUGACUCUAAGCUGACUCGCCUUCUACAGUCAUCACUAAGUGGGCAUGGGCUUGUUUCUCUUAUUUGCACUGUUACUCCUGCAUCUAGCAAUAUGGAGGAAACACAUAAUACGUUGAAGUUUGCAAGCAGAGCAAAAAGAGUUGAGAUUUAUGCUUCUCGAAAUCGGAUUAUUGAUGAGAAGUCUCUGAUUAAGAAAUAUCAACGAGAAAUAUCAAGCUUAAAGCAAGAGCUUGAGCAGCUUAAGAGAGGGAUGCUUACUGGUGUCGGCCAAGAAGAAAUCAUGAGCUUGAAACAAAAGCUAGAAGAGGGUCAAGUGAAGAUGCAAUCUCGUCUUGAAGAAGAAGAGGAAGCAAAGGCCGCUCUAAUGAGUAGAAUUCAAAGGCUAACCAAGCUCAUUCUUGUAUCUACUAAAAAUACAAUUCCUGGGCGAGCGGUUGAUUUGCCUGGUCAUCAGCCUCACUAUUCUUUAGGUGGAGAUGAAAAGCUGGAUAUGUUGGGUGAGACUCUACCCCUGCCUCCCGAAACGGAGGGAACUCUGAGGGAUCCUAUAUCUACUUCGGUAUCAGGUUUAUUGGAUCAAUUUCAUGGUAAACACCAGAGAUCUUUAAGCAAGUAUAACGAAGAGAGGUCCUCAUCUGGGGUAUCAUUGUCCGAUCAAAUAGAGCUUCUUGAGGAGCAAGUUAAAAUGGUCACCGGUGAGAUUGCAUUGAGUAACAGUACCCUGAAAAGACUUGUUGAACAAUCGGCAGAUGAUUCUGACAACUCAAAAAUUCAGUUACAAAUUCAAAAUUUGGAAAGGGAAAUUGAGGAAAAAAGAAAUCAAAUGCGGGUUUUAGAGCAGCGCAUUAUUGAAAGUAAGGAAGCCUCAAUGGCCAAUGUGUCUUUGGUUGAUAUGCAACAGAAUGUCAUGAGAUUGAUGGUUCAGUGCAGUGAGAAAGGAUUUGAGCUAGAGAUAAAGUCGGCAGACAAUCGGAUUCUACAGGAACAACUAAAUAAAAAGUGUGCUGAAAAUAAUGAAUUGCAAGAGAAGCUUCUGCAACUGCAGCAGCAGCUCAAUUCAGUCAAAAGCGAAGUUCCAUCUUUAACUCAUGAGCAAAAUGCGGUUGAGGAAAUUGGCGAGCUAAAGUCUAAAUUGCAGUUCAUGGAGUUUGAAAACAAGAAGCUAAAUCUUGAGCGAGUUCAGGUUGUUGAUCAGAACCAUAAGCUACUUGCUGAGAAUCAGAAAUUGUCUGAAGAGGCUUCUUAUGCAAAGGAAUUGGCAUCAGCUGCUGCUGCUGAACUUAAAAAUUUGACUGAGGAGAUAACCAAGCUGUCCUUGCAAAACGCCAGACAGGCCAAAGAAUUAUCCGCUGUUCAGGAAGUUGCGUUUUCUAUAUCUGCUGGUGGUGGCAUUCGUAAGCUUUCUGAAAACAGAAAUGAAGGGGUUAAACUAGGGAGAAAGGGUCGACCUUCUAGUAGAGCUGGUGUUGCUAAUACAAUAUAUGAUGAUACUGGGAGCUGGAAUCAUGAUUUGGAUGAUACGAAGAUGAAGUUGCAGGCAAUGAAACAAAGAGAAGCUGCUUUAGAAGCUGCCUUAGCUGAAAAGGAACUUUUAGAAGAAGAAUAUUACAGGAAAUUUGAUGAAUCAAAGAAGAGAGAAGCUGCUUUAGAAAAUGAUUUAGCGGGCAUGUGGGUUCUUGUUGCUAAGCUGAAGAAAGGAGUUUUAAGUGAAUCAGAAUUAAAUGUCAAUGGAUUGUCUAACAAUGGACUAGACCUAGCUGAUGAUCAGAAAGAAAACAAAACUGAGUGCGACUAUGGUCUUUUGAAAGAUAUUCAGUUAGCAAAUAAGCAAGUUAAACCUAUGAAUGACCAGUUUAACCAUAAUCCUGAGUUGGAACCUAUGCUUUCACGGUUGAAGGCGCGUAUACAAGAAAUGAAGGAGAAAGAACUAUACUCAUUGGAAAAUGAUGAUAAAAAUUCUCAUGUGUGUAAGGUAUGCUUUGAAUCGGCAACUGCUGCUGUGCUUCUCCCAUGUCGGCAUUUCUGUUUAUGUAAGCCCUGCUCGUUUGCUUGUUCUGAAUGUCCCCUAUGUCGAACAAUGAUUACGGAUAGGAUUAUUACUUUUACAUCUUAAGACCCGAUACUUGGCUAAAGGACCUUUUACUUUCUUUAGACCCAUGCUAUCUAUCAAUGACAUCCUAUUCUUUCUGUGCCUCUACUGGAAGGAAUUUUGAAAUCCUCCUACGCGUUAAUAGUUGUAAUUCCAUAUCAUUCUUAAAAUUUCUUUUAGUUUGUUCAUGCUAUGUUAGUUUCUUUCAUGUAAAAAUUUAAGCUGUGGCUUCCUGCAUAUAUGUAUACGAGUACAAUACCCAAAUUUUAGGGGCAAUCAUUUAAAGAGAAGUUAAUGUAACUUCUUGCUCCCCUAUUA
Molecule: messenger RNA, 3751 nt
Organism: Dendrobium catenatum
Lineage: Eukaryota; Viridiplantae; Streptophyta; Magnoliopsida; Asparagales; Orchidaceae
Product: kinesin-like protein KIN-7K, chloroplastic
Biological process (GO): microtubule-based movement
Molecular function (GO): ATP binding; microtubule binding; microtubule motor activity
Source: RefSeq, a predicted model, not a curated record